This is a messenger RNA of Hemiscyllium ocellatum (epaulette shark), 3688 nucleotides long. Its product is annotated as exportin-1-like. The transcript has 25 exons. Gene Ontology annotation, cellular component: nucleus; cytoplasm. Bases 447 to 3650 code for a protein of 1067 amino acids. Gene Ontology annotation, molecular function: small GTPase binding; nuclear export signal receptor activity. The record is from RefSeq and is a predicted model, not a curated record. Lineage: Eukaryota; Metazoa; Chordata; Chondrichthyes; Orectolobiformes; Hemiscylliidae. Gene Ontology annotation, biological process: ribosomal small subunit export from nucleus; ribosomal large subunit export from nucleus; protein export from nucleus.
AAGACGGGCAGCAGCGUAAAAGGUUCCCACAUUUACUCUAGCUGAUAUCUUACCUUUUUUCUAAUUGGGAAAAAAAUAAUAAACCAUCCUGCUGCAUUUUUUCAAAGCCUUCUGAUUCAGUGGGAGAUUAAACGAGAGAAACCAACCAUCAUCUUUUAAGUUUGUGCACAUGAAGAUUAAUUUAUUUCCCCCUCAAGCUUUGUAAGCGAGGAGGGGAGCGAGAGGAGAGAUAAAAAGCACGCGGGACACGACAGAAGAAAUCAUACAUAUAUAUAGUGUUUAUUGUAUUAUUAUUGGGACAACUGUUGCUAAGUGAGCACUUCUUAGUGAAGACCAAAGAAAGAGCCUUCCUACACUUGAGCUCUUUAUUUAUCUUCCUCAUCUUGGAUAAUUUACAGUUCAGCUCAGGAGAAUCUCGAGGAGGGAUUUAUAAUCAUUUGGACCCCAUGCCAACAAUUAUGACCACCGACCACCCUGCACGUCAGCUUCUGGACUUCAAUCAGAAGCUAGAUAUUAAUCUACUGGACAAUGUUGUAAAUUGCUUGUAUCAUGGCGAGGGCCCACAGCAACGAAUGGCACAAGAGAUAUUAACCCAUUUAAAAGAACAUCCCGAUGCUUGGACCAGGGUGGAUACCAUUCUAGAGUUUUCUCAGAAUAUGAAUACAAAGUAUUAUGCCUUACAGAUACUGGAAAAUGUGAUCAAAACACGUUGGAAAAUACUUCCAAGAAAUCAAUGUGAAGGAAUAAAAAAGUAUGUUGUUGGCUUAAUCAUUAAAACAUCUUCAGAGACCUUGGAGAAAGAUAAAGUUUAUCUUGGAAAACUGAAUAUGAUUCUUGUCCAGAUCCUUAAACAUGAAUGGCCCAAAAACUGGCCCACAUUCAUUAAUGAUAUAGUCGGAGCCAGCAAAACCAGUGAAUCUCUAUGUCAGAACAACAUGGUUAUUUUAAAACUGCUCAGUGAAGAAGUGUUUGAUUUCUCUAGUGGGCAGAUGACGCAGGUGAAAGCCAAGCAUUUAAAAGACAGUAUGUGCAAUGAAUUCUCGCAGAUAUUUCAACUCUGUCAGUUUGUGAUGGAGAACUCCCAGAAUGCCCCUUUAGUGCAUGCGACCCUGGAGACGUUGCUGCGGUUUCUGAACUGGAUUCCUUUAGGUUACAUCUUUGAAACAAAGCUCAUCUCUAGCUUGGUGUACAAGUUUCUGAAUGUGCCCAUGUUUCGAAAUGUGACAUUGAAAUGUUUGACAGAGAUUGCUGGCGUUGGUGUCAGUCAAUAUGAUGAACAGUUCAUCUCAUUGUUUACAUUAACACUUAUUCAGCUCAAACAGAUGCUACCUGUGAAUACUAACAUUCGCCUUGCAUAUGCAAAUGGGAAGGACGAUGAACAGAAUUUCAUCCAGAAUCUCAGUCUUUUCUUAUGUACUUUCUUGAAGGAGCAUGGCACCUUAGUAGAAAGGACAAUGGAGCUCAGAGAGGCACUCUUGGAUGGCCUACACUAUAUGAUUCUUGUAUCAGAAGUGGAAGAGAUAGAAAUUUUUAAGAUCUGUUUGGAAUACUGGAAUCAUCUGGCAGGAGAGCUUUACCGUGAAAAUCCCUUUUCUAUUAGUGCGUCUCCUGCUCUGGGUAAUCCUCACAGUGAUGUCCCACCUCGGAGACAGAUCUACCUACCAGUGCUGUCAAAGGUGAGGCUUAUCAUGAUCAGUCGAAUGGCAAAACCAGAAGAGGUGCUUGUUGUGGAGAAUGAGCAGGGAGAAGUUGUUCGGGAAUUCAUGAAGGACACUGACUCCAUCAAUCUAUACAAAACAAUGAGAGAGACACUUGUCUAUCUCACGCAUUUAGACUAUGCUGACACAGAAUGCAUUAUGACUGAGAAGCUGCAUAAUCAAGUGAAUGGGACAGAAUGGUCCUGGAAAAACCUGAAUACACUUUGUUGGGCUAUUGGUUCCAUCAGUGGUGCAAUGCAUGAAGAGGAUGAGAAACGAUUCCUUGUCACAGUCAUCAAGGAUUUGCUGGGCCUUUGUGAACAAAAACGUGGGAAGGAUAACAAGGCUAUUAUCGCCUCUAACAUUAUGUACGUGGUGGGACAGUAUCCCCGGUUCCUGCGAGCUCACUGGAAGUUCCUCAAGACAGUGGUGAACAAACUCUUUGAGUUUAUGCAUGAGACUCAUGAUGGUGUCCAGGACAUGGCUUGUGACACAUUUAUUAAGAUAGCCCAAAAGUGCAGGCGCCACUUUGUACAAGUGCAAGUAGGAGAGGUGAUGCCUUUCAUUGAUGAAAUCUUGACCAAUAUUAACACCAUCAUUUGUGAUCUGCAGCCUCAUCAGGUGCACACAUUCUAUGAAGCUGUUGGUUACAUGAUUGGAGCUCAAACUGAUCAAACUGUCCAGGAGCAUUUAAUUGAGAAAUACAUGCUGUUGCCUAACCAGGUGUGGGACAGCAUCAUUCAGCAAGCAACAAAGAACGUGGACAUUUUGAAGGAUGCAGAGACGGUGAAGCAGCUUGGCAGCAUCCUGAAGACCAACGUGAGAGCCUGCAAGGCAGUCGGACAUCCAUUUGUCAUUCAGCUAGGACGGAUAUAUCUGGACAUGCUCAACGUGUAUAAGUGUUUGAGUGAGAAUAUCUCUGCCGCAAUCCAGGCCAAUGGUGAAGUUGUUACCAAACAGCCUUUAAUCAAAAGCAUGAGGACAGUAAAGAGGGAGACUUUGAAGCUGAUAUCUGGGUGGGUGAGCCGGUCCUCCGAUCCACAGCUGGUUGCAGAAAACUUUGUCCCCCCACUGCUUGACGCAGUUCUGAUCGACUACCAGAGGAAUGUCCCUGCAGCCCGGGAGCCUGAGGUUUUGAGUACAAUGGCCACCAUAGUGAAUAAGUUGGAGAACCACAUUACUGCAGAAGUACCCCAGAUCUUCGAUGCCUUGUUUGAGUGUACUCUGGACAUGAUCAACAAGGAUUUUGAAGAGUAUCCAGAGCACAGGACUAACUUCUUUCUGCUUCUUCAAGCAGUCAAUAGUCAUUGUUUCCCUGCAUUCCUGAACAUACCUCCAGCCCAGUUCAAAUUGGUCCUUGACUCCAUUAUCUGGGCUUUCAAACACACCAUGAGGAACGUGGCUGAUACAGGGUUGUCUAUACUUUAUACUCUCCUGCAGAAUGUCGCCCAGGAAGAGACAGCUGCCCAGAGCUUUUAUCAAACCUAUUUCUGUGACAUUCUUCAGCACAUUUUCUCAGUGGUGACAGAUACUUCGCACACCGCUGGAUUAACUAUGCACGCCACCAUCUUGGCGUACAUGUUCAGCCUAGUGGAGGACGGCAAGAUCACGUUGUCUUUGAGCCCAGCGACCCCCAAUAUCAACAAUCAGAUCUUUGUGCAAGAGUUUGUGGCCAACUUGUUGAAAACUGCCUUUCCUCAUCUCCAAGAUGCACAGAUCAAAGUUUUUGUGACUGGUCUGUUCAGCCUCAACCAAGACAUUCCAUCCUUCAAAGAACAUCUGAGAGAUUUCCUUGUACAGAUAAAGGAAUUUGGUGGUGAAGACACGUCAGACCUGUUCCUGGAGGAGAGGGAAACAGCUCUGCGUCAGGCCCAGGAGGAGAAGAGAAAGCUUCAAAUGACCGUUCCAGGGAUCCUAAACCCACACGAAAUAGCAGAGGAAAUGUGUGAUUGAAUGAACCCAAAGUGUUACCAGAAAGAAUGGAUGGGGAA